UUUCUUCCUUUUUGCUCUCUAAGAAUUUUCUAUCUCCUAGACCCUAGGUCCCCAUCCCAUUCCCUCGCAAAAACCUUCGUCAUGAACUGGGUGGAAGGCAACCUCUCUCGGCAUCGUCGAGGAAAGGGCUGGAAAGAGGACAUUGUAAAACAAGAGCAAUAUUUCGCAAAGGCCCGCUCUCGGCAGCGUGCGCAAGCAAAAACCAGCCCUGUGACUCUAUCUACUGCCAAUUUCGUCCCCAGCUAUUCCGCCUCAUCGAAAACAGCCACCGGGGUGACCAGAUCAAGUCCUUCCUCUUCGCUACCAGCGCCUCUGGACACUUCCGACAAGUCCUCGGCUAACAAGGCUAACCCGUCGCAAAUCAUGCAACGCGAUGUUACUGAACAGCUGUUAUGCGUCGUGCCACCAAGCCAGAUGAGCGGGUCGGCUAUGUUCACUGGUCAGUCGAUGGAAGGCCAUUUAGCUGGCAUCUUUGAUCUAGAGGCCGAGCGGCGGAGACUUCUCAAAGAUGAACUGCCGAAACUUUCAAUAAUAAAACCCACGCAGAAAAGAGGCUGUUCAACCGCUGCUAGGCAAAUUGUCGGGCAACAGCAGCAGUUUGAAAAACCUACUAGCCGUCGCGCGAUGCAGCCAAGCGUUGGCGGACAAAGAGGUAGCAGAAAGAGGAGAUCGAGCCAGAUCACGUCUUCGCCCGUCGAUACAACGAUCAGGAUACGAGUUGGGAGUAGAAACUAUCAAUGGAGCGAGGCGGGCAAUUCUGUAAGAGACCCUGCGUAUCAUAGCGACUACUCGUCACCAAGUCAAAGUGAAGAUGAAACUGGAUGCAAGACCAGCAGUACGGGCAAUCCAUCAUACGUCAUUGGCAAGUCUCUUGCAAGGCUCUCGUCAUUAGCUAUCAGUUCAUUACCUUGGCUAUCCCCUGGAAGUCGGUCUACACAUUGCCGAAGGUUCUCCGACCCAACGCAGCGCAUUGACAGAGCAGCAUCGGCAAAAUCUCAAUGCCCGAUGACAGCUUAUACUAAUGGGCUAUCACCAAGACCGCCGGCAUCAACGCCUGCGAGUGACUCCGUUAGCAGCAUGGUCGUAGAGGUUGGCAGUGGACAAAAUUCUCCGAAGAUUUGCAUAGGUGAAGAAGAGAUAUGGAGGGCGUGGCUGAACAAAGACAUUCCCGUGUUCCAGGUGCCAAAAUACGACAAGACAUAGCUGCCGAUAUUGUCAGACCUCGUACAACACUCGUGCCUUGGGGAUUAGCAGUUGCUGCAUUGCCAAUCCAAGCUGACUGCGAACGCGCCCUCCAAGAACCUAGUGUGAGGUUGAAAAGACGGUUUGACGGAAGACUCUGAACAAUUUGCGUAUCCAUGCCCUUUCGAAGCAUAUAGCCGAACCGGGGGUAACGAGAGCGAAGCACCUGUUGAAAGGAACCAUGGCCCCACACGAAGUUGAGAAAACACAACUGCCGACAUUUUAGUGCGGUCAGAAGCUGCACAAGCACCACGACGGAUGCAUUCGGAUGGCCAACGAGUGGGGGUCAUGAGAUUGAGCCAUUAUUUCCGCUUGCUGGGACAAGGAUUGAUAGUAAUAUUCAGGCAACGGAUUCUUGAUGGGAAAAUUUUGCCUUUUGGAUGGGGAUAUGUCCAAGCG
Messenger RNA from Trichoderma asperellum CBS 433.97, 1641 nucleotides. RefSeq lists its product as uncharacterized. Lineage: Eukaryota; Fungi; Ascomycota; Sordariomycetes; Hypocreales; Hypocreaceae. The record is from RefSeq and is a predicted model, not a curated record.